AUUGAAAAGAGCAUUAUUUAAGGAACUAUCAUUUUCUUGUUUGGUUUCAAAAUCAUAGGAUUUGUAAGUAUAGCACAAUAUGUCGAUAGUGGAAGUUCCAGUGAUAGACAUUAGCUCUCAGAGCUUGACCGAAUCCGCUGCAUCUUCUCUACUUAGAGCGUGCAACGAAUUCGGAUUCUUCUUCAUUAGAAACCAUGGUCUUUCAAAGGAGCUCUACCAAAAACUCAUAUCUGGCGCCGACCAACUUUUUUCUUCACCAGAGGAGACCAAACAAAAACUGACAAUAGGAGCUUCCUCGUACAUCCCGAGAUUUGUGCUAUCGCCUUUCUUCGAAAGCUUCAAGGUUUCGGGGCCCAACUUCUCAGCCUCUGCUAAUGCGCAGGGUUUCACUCAAUCUUUAUUCGGCCACCAAGCCACUGAAUUCAGCAAUCUUCUAGAUGAAUAUGGAAGCAAAAUGAAAGAAGUAUCGAAAAGAGUAGUAAAGUUAUUACUAAACAUCUUGGGAGAUAAUAUUGAAAACAAAUUCUAUGAUUCCGAGUUCAGCAACUGCAAUGCCUACAUAAGAAUAAACGGCUUCACUCCUCGAGGCAUGAAUGAAGAAGAAGAAGAACUCGAAGUGUUCAAGAAGCACACUGACCUUAGCUAUGUGACGAUAGUGUUCCAAAAUGACAUUAGAGGGCUACAAAUGAGAUUGAAAGGAGGAGACUGGAUGGACGUAAGGCCGAGUGAGGACAAUAACCUUGUGGUGAACAUUGGGGAUUUUAUGGAGGCUUGGAGCAAUGGGAGGCUAAGAUCUGCCGUACAUAGAGUUGUGUUAAGGAAAAAUAAUAUGAAGAGAUUCUCUAUGGCUUUCUUUUUGACACCCAAGGAUGAUGAUAAAGAAAUAUAUGCGCCGAGUGAGAUUGUUGGAGAAGGAAAAUCAAGACUUUAUCGCCCAUUUUCAACCCAACAAUAUAGGCUUUUUAAGGAAAAGAAUGAUGUGAAUGCUGGAUACCAAUUAAAGGAUUUUAUUAGAACAUAAAUCAUUAGAUAAAUCAUCGACGUUUAAAAUAGUAAUACCUAUUGAAAUAUGUACUAGAUCAUUUGGCUCGUAAUGCCAUCUAUAUGAUAAAUUACUUCAAUACUUCAAGCUCGUACU
This is a messenger RNA of Cucurbita maxima (winter squash), 1138 nucleotides long. RefSeq names its product gibberellin 20-oxidase-like protein. The coding region runs from base 80 to 1021 and encodes 313 amino acids. The transcript is spliced from 2 exons. The record is from RefSeq and is a predicted model, not a curated record. Gene Ontology annotation, molecular function: dioxygenase activity. Lineage: Eukaryota; Viridiplantae; Streptophyta; Magnoliopsida; Cucurbitales; Cucurbitaceae.